This is a messenger RNA of Aspergillus aculeatus ATCC 16872, 735 nucleotides long. RefSeq lists its product as uncharacterized. The transcript has 2 exons. Lineage: Eukaryota; Fungi; Ascomycota; Eurotiomycetes; Eurotiales; Aspergillaceae. Bases 1 to 735 code for a protein of 244 amino acids. The record is from RefSeq and is a predicted model, not a curated record.
AUGUCUGCGCGAUUGAUCCCUCGCCCGCCCUUUUUUCACUCCCUCGUUCACUCCUCCUCGACGGCUGCGGUGCGCCCCGGGUUUCUCACUUCACUCAGUUCAUCCUAUGUCAACCCACGCCAGCACGUAAUAGGCACCGACUGCAUCACUCAAGUCAUUCCUGCCUCCGCUGUAGCUGGCGUCAGUGAUGAGAGAGUGCUCGCACUGUUUACGAGCGGCUUUUUUGGCGGCUUCGUUUUUGCCCCGGAGUGGCUGCUGUUGACAGCUGUUGGGGGAAGAAUUCUACCCGUGGGAUAUACCGGCUUUCUGAGAGAGGGCCACACGGCCCAAACUCUCUGGCGGCGGGCGCAUGUCUCCGACUCACGCCUCCAUCCCGUGGGCACCUGUUUCUUCGGCACAUUCAUGAUUCUAGACAAGCACAUUGCGAUUGAGUCAGAAGUGGCCGAACCCAGUCGGCGAGCUAGUUGGAUUGACUACGGCUUUGGGUCGGAUGAGUCCUCAUUUGCGGGUUGUCACCGAUUCCAGAUCACAAGAAUUGAAGAUACUGGCGGGGAAGGCCCGAGCAAGACAGACUCAACCACCGAAAGCCAGGUGCAGGUUGAGCUCCAAUCAUUCCAGUGUAACCCGCAGAAAAAUGUUCCUUUCGGUUCUGAGAUUUUGAAACAGUUCCAUUCCCAGUAUGCGAGGUUGCUCUUUGCCAAUGGCAUCCAAUCGGUGUUACUACAGGGAACUUGA